Saccostrea echinata is the source of this 2459-nucleotide messenger RNA. RefSeq names its product dolichyl-diphosphooligosaccharide--protein glycosyltransferase subunit STT3A-like. Gene Ontology annotation, molecular function: dolichyl-diphosphooligosaccharide-protein glycotransferase activity. The coding region runs from base 34 to 2163 and encodes 709 amino acids. NCBI's taxonomy places the organism in Eukaryota, Metazoa, Mollusca, Bivalvia, Ostreida, Ostreidae. Gene Ontology annotation, biological process: post-translational protein modification. The record is from RefSeq and is a predicted model, not a curated record. Gene Ontology annotation, cellular component: membrane. The transcript has 15 exons.
UUAUAACAAAAGAUCUUCACCUAAAAGAUAAUAAUGAAGGCUUCCUCAGCAGGAUGGGGUCCUCAGUGGCUUCUAAGGAUGUCCCCAGACAAACAGGACACACUCCUAAAGAUGUUGGUCCUCUCCAUUGCUUCUAUUCUUUCAUUCUCAACAAGAUUGUUCUCAGUGUUGCGAUUUGAGAGCGUUAUCCACGAGUUUGAUCCCUACUUUAACUACCGCACCACAAGGUACCUUGUCGAGGAAGGAUUUUAUAGUUUCCACAACUGGUUUGAUGACAGAGCAUGGUACCCAUUGGGACGUAUCAUUGGAGGAACUAUCUACCCAGGAUUGAUGGUGACAUCUGCUGCCUUGUACAAUUUCAUGUGGUUCUUCAACAUCACCAUUGAUAUCAGAAAUGUCUGUGUAUUCCUGGCCCCCCUCUUCUCGAGCUUCACCACCCUGAUCACUUACUGGUUCACAAAGGAACUCAAGGAUGCUGGUGCUGGCCUUGUAGCUGCUGCCAUGAUCUCCAUUGUGCCUGGCUACAUCUCCCGUUCCGUGGCAGGUUCCUACGAUAAUGAAGGAAUUGCCAUCUUCUGCAUGCUACUGACCUAUGCACUCUGGAUCAAAUCCGUCAAAACUGGGUCACUGUUCUGGUCCUGUCUGUGUGCCUUGGCCUACUUUUACAUGGUUUCCUCAUGGGGAGGUUAUGUUUUUCUGAUUAACUUGAUUCCACUCCAUGUCCUGGCCCUUAUGGUGACUGGAAGAUUCUCCCACAGGAUCUACGUGGCCUACACAUCAUUUUACUGCCUGGGAACCAUUCUGUCUAUGCAAAUCUCCUUUGUUGGCUUCCAGCCUGUUCAGUCCAGUGAACACAUGGCUGCCUUGGGAGUGUUUGGACUCUGUCAGAUGCAUGCCUUUAUUGACUAUGUGAGGUCUAAGCUGAGCGCCGAACAAUUCAACAUUCUGUUCAGGAGUAUUAUUCUCAUUGGUGCUGUGGUUGGCCUGUCUGUUGCUGCUAUUGGAACAGCCACAGGCAAAAUCUCCCCCUGGACUGGACGUUUCUAUUCCCUGCUGGACCCCUCCUACGCCAAGAACAACAUCCCCAUCAUUGCCUCCGUAUCAGAACACCAGCCCACCACCUGGAGUUCCUUCUACUUUGACUUACAGAUGCUUACCAUUAUGUUCCCAGCUGGCCUGUACUUUUGCUUCAAUCGCCUGACCGAUGCCAACAUCUUUAUCAUCAUGUAUGGUGUCACCAGCAUUUAUUUUGCUGGCGUCAUGGUCCGUUUGAUGUUGGUCCUGGCUCCAGUUAUGUGUAUCCUGUCUGGUAUAGGAAUCUCUGCCACUCUCAACACCUACAUGAAGAACCUUGAUGUGUCCAAAAAAGACAAAAAGUCAAAGAAGGCUGUGGAUCAGUCCUACCCAUUCAAAAAUGAGGUAGCCACAGGUGUGGUCUUUAUGGUGACGGCUUUCCUGAUCACCUACACCUUCCAUUGUACCUGGGUCACAUCAGAAGCCUACUCCAGUCCCUCCAUUGUUCUGUCAGCUCGGGCCGGUGAUGGAGGACGGAUCAUCUUUGACGACUUCCGGGAGGCUUACUAUUGGCUUAGACACAACACAGCAGAGGAUGCCAAAGUGAUGUCUUGGUGGGAUUACGGUUACCAAAUAACAGCAAUGGCCAACAGAACAAUUCUAGUGGAUAAUAAUACAUGGAAUAAUACCCAUAUAUCAAGGGUGGGACAGGCUAUGGCAUCAACAGAAGACAAAGCUUAUGAAAUAAUGAGGGAGUUAGAUGUCAAUUACGUUCUAGUUAUAUUUGGAGGUCUUACUGGGUAUUCCUCUGAUGAUAUCAAUAAAUUUUUAUGGAUGGUACGAAUUGGAGGCAGUACAGAUAGAGGAGCCCAUAUAAAAGAGUCUGAUUACUACACACCUCAGGGGGAAUUCAGGAUAGAUAAAGAGGGCUCCCCCACCCUCCUCAACUGUCUGAUGUAUAAAAUGUGUUACUACAGAUUUGGAGAGGUCUACACAGAGGGAGGAAAACCCACUGGAUAUGACAGAGUAAGAAAUGCAGAAAUAGGAAACAAAAAUUUUGAUCUGGAUGUUUUAGAAGAGGCAUACACCACAGAACACUGGCUUGUUCGUAUUUACAAAGUGAAAGAUUUAGACAACAGAGGAGCAUAAAUAUCAGAGUGGCUUUAGUUACUCAUACAUGUAUUUUUUUGUUGAAACCAAACAGUUGUGAUGCUACAUUUAUAUUUGCUACAUUUAAAGUUUUAAAAUACAUUUACAGUACAAAUGUAUUGAAAAGUAUGAAAUUUUUCGACACAGGAUAUAUAGUAAUAGACGACUAAAACAGAGUUUUGACAUUUAUUUUUCAAAUUUCUUAAAUAUACAAGUUGAACCAGGUCACAAUAUACCAAACACAAUGUACUGAUGUGAAAAAUUACAUUCAAUAUUAUUACAUAUUAAAAAUUGAA